AUGAACGUCGGCAAGAAAUUUGGUAGAGUCAAGCAAUGGGCUGGAGAGAAGAUGGGACAAGAGUCCAAGACUGAAGUUUCGGAUGAAUUCAAGUCUUUGGAGGGAGAAAUGCAAAUGAGACAUGAGGGAAUGGAAAAGUUGCAAAAGUCCAUGACGAUUUAUGUCAAAUCACUUUCGAAGCGAAAUGAAGGAGAUGACAGAGAAAAGAUCUUGCCAGUAGCAUUCAUGGGACAAACAAUGAUACAUCAUGGAGAAGACUUUGAACCGGAUUCCGAGUUUGGAAAUUGCCUUAUUGCUAUGGGUAGAACGAAUGAGAGAAUUUCGAGACAGCAGGAUACAUAUGUUGUGGACGCAACUUCGAGUUGGCUCGAAUCCUUGGAGAGAUCUUUGGCUCAAAUGAAGGAAUAUCAGUCUGCCAGGAAGAAGCUCGAACAAAGACGAUUGGCUUACGAUGCCUCCCUUUCCAAGAUGCAAAAGGCAAAGAGAGAAGAUUUUAGAGUCGAGGAAGAACUCAGAUCACAAAAAGCGAAAUAUGAAGAAUCUAGUGAAGAUGUUUACAGAAGGAUGCAAGAUAUCAGAGAGGCAGAGGCGGAAAGUGUUCAAGAUUUGGGAGCCUUUUUGGAAGCCGAGCUCGAAUAUUACGACCGUUGUCGUGAUGAACUUUUGAAAUUGAAGAGGGAAUGGCCAGCUGCACGAGGAUCAGCGGCACAACCACCACGUCAACCUAGACGCCCAGAAGCACGACCUCGUUCCAACACAGCUCAUUCAUACAGUGAGAGAUACUCUACAUAUGAAGAACCUAUCCCAGAGCUAGAAGCUCCACGUCCAUCUAUCCGAUCCAACACUCCUCGUGUUAACACAACUCGAGUUGCCUCAACAUCAGGAAUUGGUAGAAGAGAGGAUCGAAGGGAGGAAUAUUCCCCCCCAAGUUCCCCACAGCGUCCAUCAAUUGGUCGAUCGUCCACAUUCCAAGGCCCAACAACUCAUUACCGCGAAUCUCCUUCUUCGAAUCGUCUUAAUUCUCUUCCUCCUCCUUCAGAUGCUGGUUCUUUACGCGCAUCUCUAAGACCAACUGCCAGGACUAAUAUCAUUUCAGCUGAUUUAUUUAAUGAUCCAAGUGAUGAUUCAACUCUUAACAGCAAUAGCCCAGAUAGAUCAUACGGUGCAAGAUCAGUUAGUCCAGCUACUAGUCAUGGUAGUAAUUCUACGCCAAACUCGAGAAGAGCUCCACCACCUCCUCCCAGUAGAGCCAAGAAACCGGCUCCUCCUCCUCCUAUGAAGAGAGCGGAUAUGACUUCGGUUAGUGUCAAUAGUCGUUAUUAG
This is a messenger RNA of Botrytis fragariae, 1323 nucleotides long. Its product is annotated as putative bar domain-containing protein. Gene Ontology annotation, cellular component: cytoplasm. Gene Ontology annotation, molecular function: protein binding. The record is from RefSeq and is a predicted model, not a curated record. NCBI's taxonomy places the organism in Eukaryota, Fungi, Ascomycota, Leotiomycetes, Helotiales, Sclerotiniaceae. Bases 1 to 1323 code for a protein of 440 amino acids. The transcript has 5 exons.